Messenger RNA from Rubroshorea leprosula, 963 nucleotides. Lineage: Eukaryota; Viridiplantae; Streptophyta; Magnoliopsida; Malvales; Dipterocarpaceae. The record is from the annotation of a GenBank genome assembly.
AUUCCAACAAAAGCUUCAGCUUGGUUUUUUGUCAAAACACAUAGAAAGCAUAACUGCUAAACCUCCUCCACCGCCACCGCCGCCGCCGCCGCCACCACCAAAUGGAAGAGAAGAAGAAGAACAAGAAGCAGAAGCACCAACACCCCAACGACCAAACCAUCAAACCCGCAUCGGACUUUUCUUUCAAGCCAAGCUCCGAGGUAAAGGGGCUCAGGUUCGGAGGCCAAUUCGUCGUAAAAUCAUUCACAAUCCGCCGCGCACGGCCUCUUGAGCUUCUAAAGCUGCUGUCUUUUCCUCUGACAAAUAAUAAAUCUAACGGCAACAAGCUUCCGUUCCCUUCUACCACGGCUUUUCUCCCCACGAACUUCACAAUCCUGGCGCACCAUGCCUGGCAUACUCUGACUCUUGGUCUGGGUACAAAGAAAUCGAAAGUUCUCCUCUUUGUUUUCGAAUCUGAGACGAUGAAGCAAGCCGUGGACAGAAUAUGGCUGCCGGAGAUUCCUCUGGGUGAAGUGAACAAGAAGCUAAUAAGAGGGCUAAGUGGGUGCGAGAUGGCUCGAUUCAAGUUCAGAAAAGGGUGCAUCACUUUUUAUGUUUAUGCCGUGAGGCGAGUCGGCAACAUCGGUUUCUCAUGUGCUGAUGAUCUCAGAACCAUUCUGCAGUCUGUGGUGAAUCUCAAUGAUUUCUUAGAUCAUACUGCUAUGCUUGCCAUGCCUAACCAGAGAAGCAUUAACUAUUCUCAUCCUGUUGCCAUGGCUCAUUAGGCAUUUUUCUUAUCUUUUUGUCUCUUUUCCUCAUUAUCAAAUAUCAGUCCUCUCUUUAAUUGACUCUUGUUUAAAAUACUUUGCUUGUGAUGUGCAGAAUUAAUUGGUUCAUUUGUUGGGGAUCUUUAUUACUUCAUUUUCAUUUCUUUAUUUUCUUCUCUUGACAAAUCUGUAGUAUCAAUAAAUUUGGUUUCUUUCC